Messenger RNA from Punica granatum (pomegranate), 3404 nucleotides. NCBI's taxonomy places the organism in Eukaryota, Viridiplantae, Streptophyta, Magnoliopsida, Myrtales, Lythraceae. The record is from RefSeq and is a predicted model, not a curated record.
CCAAAAGGACUGACACUCCCGCUCUUUCAUCAGCCUUCCGAUUCGGAAGUCCGAACUAACCCUUCCUUCCGCCGACGAGAGGCCCUCUCCCCCAUCAUCAAACCUCCGUCCGGGUGCUCUUUCCUCCAUCGACUAGGGUUUGGCAUCCCUCUUGUCUACUGUCUCACGAUAGACUGCCCGGAUUCCCGCCGAUGGCGAGUGGAGCUACGGGCCCUGAUCCACUCGAUGCGCUCGCUCAGUUCUCCGUGCUCUCCCUCUUCCCCCGCAGCUUCGGCGCUCUUCAGAAUGCCUCCGACCCGUACGAUCUCGAGCGGGAACUCGACUCCCUCCACAGCCACCUCGGCACCAUCGCAUUGCAAGGCCCCAAGAAGCUCUUCAAUCAGGCGAAGUCCAUUAUGGAAAGCUGUUCAGAACUUCUGAACACUGAUAUCCCAGGUGAAGUCGCAGCAGAAGAGAGGGAUGAAUUUGAUGCGGCAAAGGCUAAUGAAGAAAAUCCUAAAAGGCGAAGGCCGGGCUUGGGCCUAAAGCGUCCAAAGUUUUCAUUGAAGCCUGAUUCAAGUCAACCUGCAGUCAAUUUGGAAGCGACUUUUGAUAUUGAUAGUUACGAAGAUCCCGAUGAGUUUUUUGCAGCGUUUGAGAGAAUGGAGCAGGCCAAUAGGGAAAUCAUGAGGCAGAAUGGAAUUGUUCCAGAAGAUCCAGGUCAGCACAAAUUGAAAGAGGCACGUCGUCGCCGCCCAGGAUUGCCGGGGAGGUCAUACAAACAUAAAUUUAGUGAAUCUGGCAUCUUUCCUCCCGAGACAGUUAUGGAGUCAUAUGUUGCCGUCUCUAAUUCUACCAUACAACAAGAUGCAGAAAAUGAAUCAAAUGAUGAAUCACGAGAAAGAGAUUUCACUGGUUCAACAAAGGCGAAGAGGAAACAUAGUGAACUUUUGGAUGAACUGUUAUCCCUGAAUUUGGAGGAUCUGGAUGGGGACGGCGCAGCCAGUCUUCUACAGGAGCAUUUGCAGAUCAAAGCCAUUAACAUUGAGAAUUUGGAGCUCCCUGAUUUGCAAGAUAUCCAAAAGGAUGAUUGGAAUGCUUCAGUAGGGAACUUGUCAAAGCAGAUUCCUGUAUUACUGGAUAUUCAGAAUCUUAUGAAGAGGGCACAUGGGCAUUCACCAACUAAGCAUAAAGGUGGAUCAGAAAGCUCGAAAAAUUAUGUGUCUUCAAAGUCUGCAACAAAGAGUCCUUUUGCCCAAAUAUCAUUGUUACAGAAACGUUUGUUCAGGGAAAACUCAUCUAUCGACCCAUUUUCUUCUGAUCAUGUUGAUGAUGUAGCUGCAAGGAACUGUCUUGAUAUGGAACACGCAGAAAAAGAAUCUGAUGAUGUUAACAAGAGGAAUAAGUCAGAUGUUUCUUCCCAUAAUCCUGGUGACUCUAUCAGUAUUCCAGUAGAUAGGGGAGAUUUUGAUGUUGUAAUUGGCUCAAACUCUAAUGACUUGCAAAAUGAAGUCGCAAAUUGUAAAACCGAUCUGCCAAUGAUGGCUGAGUUCCUAGACAGGCCCAGCACUGAUUUGGAUAGCCAGGCAGAGAAGGAGGCAGCAACGUCUACCCAGCUCAAUGCUGAAACUGAGGACUCAGAUACUGAAGAAGCUAACGAGGAUGGGAAUAUUCUGGGCUUAACAAAGGCGAAGAGGAAAAACAAUGAACUUUUGGAUGAACUGUUAUCCCUGAAUUUGGAGGAUCUGGAUGGGGACGGUGCAGCCAAUCCUCUACAGGAGCAUUUGCAGACCAAAGCCAUUAACAUUGAGAAUUUGGAGCUCCCUGAUUUGCAAGAUAUCCAGAAGGAUGAUUUGAAUGCUUCAGUAGGGAACUUGUCAAAGCAGAGGCCUGUAUUACUGGAUAUUCAGAAUCUUAUGAAGAGGGCACAUGGGCAUUCACCAACUAAGCAUAAAGGUGGAUCAGAAAGCUUGAAAAAUUACGUGUCUUCAAAGUCUGCAACAAAGAGUCCUUUUGCCCAAAUAUCAUUGUUACAGAAACGUUUGUUCAGGGAAAACUCAUCUAUCGACCCAUUUUCUUCUGAUCAUGUUGAUGACGUAGCUGCAAGGAACUGUCUUGAUAUGGAACACGCAGAAAAAGAAUCUGAUGAUGUUAACAAGAGGAAUAAGUCAGAUGGUUCUUCCCAUAAUCCUGGUGAAUCUAUCAGUGGUACUUUAGAUAGGGGAGAUUUUGAUGUUGUAAUUGGCUCAAACUCUAAUGACUUGCAAAACGAAGUCACAAAUCAUAAAACCGAUCUGCCAAUGAUGGCUGAGUUCCUAGACAGGCCCAGCACUGAUUUGGAUAGCCAGGCAGAGAAGGAGGCAGCAACGUCUACCCAGCUCAAUGCUGAAACUGAGGACUCAGAUACUGAAGAAGCUAACGAGGAUGGGGAUAUUCUGGAUCCCUUAGUUUUUUCUAUAGUUGAAGAAUUUGCUAGAGAUGGCUCUUCAAAACGCCCUGAUGGUGUUCUAGAACAACAAAUAGAGGUUCCUCAUGUUUGUAGCCAGGCAGAGAAGGAGGCAGCAACGCCUACCCAGCAAAAUGCUGAAGCUGGGGACUCAAAUACUGAAGAAGCUAACGAGGAUGGGGAUAUUCUGGUUUCUUCUGAAGUUGAAGAAUUUGCUAGAGAUGGCUCUUCAAAAUGCCCUGGUGGUGUUCUAGAGCAGCAAAUAGAGGAACCUGUUGCUACUCUGCCCAGUGGACAAGGCGAGAAGAAAUCAUGCCCUUCAUGUAAUGGUCGAAAGAGAAAAGAAGCUUCUGCUCUCAGAAGUUCUAGAGAAUCCGAAAAUCCUGUGGCAACUGAGUGUCAACAAAAUGAGAGACGAGAUGAUGCUUCGGAGGAGCUCAUUGAGGAGGCUGCCCAAGAAAUGCAUACUGGUGGAAGAAAAUCAAGGCCACGUCCUAAGAAGCCCCGCUUAGUGAAUGAACUCUCUCGUCGGAGGACAAGUCUUGGAGGUGCUGGGACAACAUGGGAUAAUGGCGUGAGGCGGAGUACAAGGAUCAGGUCGAGACCUUUAGCAUUCUGGAAAGGUGAACGAUUCCUGUAUGGACGCAUUCAUGAAAGUUUAGCGACUGUAAUCGGCGUGAAGUAUGAGUCGCCUGGAGAUGGAAAACCAAGGCUGAAGGUGAAGUCUUUCGUCUCCGAUGAGUACAAAGAACUUGUUGAACUUGUAUCUUGAGAUUUAGAUCAAAAUGCUGCCUCUGUUUUAUGUUGUUAAGAUAUGUACGAGUUCAUUCGUUGCUCUGUAUGUAAGCGAACAGAACGAGUUCUGAACUCGGCAAAUAUUAGAAAUGUAAUCCUAGCUCGGAACUGACAUCCGACAUAUGAUCUUUACAGAUAUGGACUGGUGGAUUACUAUAUUAUGAAAGAUCGUGCCAGUUACUUA